Molecule: messenger RNA, 416 nt
Organism: Linum tenue
Lineage: Eukaryota; Viridiplantae; Streptophyta; Magnoliopsida; Malpighiales; Linaceae
Source: the annotation of a GenBank genome assembly
UAUCCAGCUGGAAGGGUUACGCAGGACUUCCACCCAAUGGAAUCAUAAGCUCUUCUCCGGUUCACAGUAUGACUAGCUUCACCAAUGACCAGGUGUUUCACUUUUCCCUUGAUGAGGUCCAGUCGGCCAGGAUUCGCAAUUCAAGGACUCUCAUUGGCCGCCUGUUUACUGAUAGCAGAACCAUGACCGCUGAACUCCGUGAUGCAAUUAACAAGCCAUGGCAAGGUCAAGGCCGAAUCAAGGUGCGGCUGGUUUCUCACGGCCUGUUUGAAUUUGUGCUCCCUAAUGAAGCUGCCAAACAGUGGGUGCUCAAGCAAUCGCCUUGGGUAAUUGCCGACAAAAUUUUACACCUCCAGCCUUGGGUUCCCACCAUCACGCAACGUACCUUUGACGAGCUUGCUGUUGCCCCAUUCAAG